Molecule: messenger RNA, 1182 nt
Organism: Aureobasidium namibiae CBS 147.97
Lineage: Eukaryota; Fungi; Ascomycota; Dothideomycetes; Dothideales; Saccotheciaceae
Exons: 2
Coding region: 1-1182 (393 amino acids)
Biological process (GO): secondary metabolic process
Cellular component (GO): cytoplasm; cytosol
Molecular function (GO): carboxy-lyase activity; hydrolase activity
Source: RefSeq, a predicted model, not a curated record
AUGUUGGCACUCUUGACCUGGUUCUCGAUACUUCUGGUGGCUGUUCUUGCGCAAAAUCCUCCGUUUUCCAAUACAUCAAGAAGUACUUCCAUUUAUGCAGCGGCAAAAGCAGAUGGCAUUGACCUGGGAGUUCUACCUUUCGUGGCUGCUGCGCUCGACUCGAUCGAAAGUGCCUAUACGCCAAUUGCACUAACCCCCUUCAGCAAUGCGUCGAGGAUCGAUGUGCACGCUCACGUAGUGCCAGCAUGGUACCGCGCACUCGUCCCUACGACAGGCCAAAGCCCAACUCCGGAAUGGACUUUAGAAACACAAUUCAACGUGAUGCAAGCGGUCGGCAUUCGCAAAAGCGUCCUCUCCAUCUCAGCACCAGGCACUACUGUCUAUGUAAACGAUGAAGUAAAGGCGACCGCGCUGGCAAGGCUACUGAACGAAUAUCUGGCCGCUCUAUCUCGCACUUACCCCUCACAUUUCGAUUUCUUUGCCGUCACACCGCUACCUUAUAUCGAUGCGGCCAUUACGGAAGUCCGGUAUGCACUCGACGACCUGGGCGCCGUCGGUGUAGGUCUCCUAUCCAAUCAUGAAGGAUACUAUCUUGGAAACGCGCAAUUCCAGCCUUUCUUCGCCUCUCUCAACAAUUCUACGAUCGCCAACGCCAGUGAGAUCAUCUUCGUUCAUCCCAACGAGCCAUGUUUGAGAAUACCGAACGGCAAUGGCUUGAUCAUCGCCAAUCCGACGGUCUACCCUGACGGCUUGGUGGAACUCUACUUCGAGUCUGCAAGAACGUUCAUGGAUCUCACACUGGCGUCAACUCUUUCCACUUUCUCGAAGCUCAAUUUCAUUGUCCCACAUGCUGGUGGCAGUUUCCCUUCUAUCAUCAGCAGGAUGCUUUCUCGUCUUUCUCCUGCGGCUUUUGCUGCACAGUUGGAAGUUUUCAAGCAGAGGUUGUGGUGGGACACUGCUGGACCGACUUUUCCUUACCAAGUCAAAGGUCUAUUGGCAUACGGGAUCGGAACAGACAAAUUGGUUUUGGGUACCGAUUUUCCAUAUAUCACUGGCGCUCCAGUGCAAGUGUACACGGGAUUCGCGGACGAAAUAGGGGAGGCAGACUUCUUGAACACGACGGAGAAGGACGGAUUAUAUCAUGGCAAUGCUGAAAAGCUGUUCGGUGCUCGAUUGAGAUGA